Ornithodoros turicata is the source of this 1529-nucleotide messenger RNA. It is a transcript of the gene Atac1, whose product is annotated as ZZ-type zinc finger-containing protein 3-like. NCBI's taxonomy places the organism in Eukaryota, Metazoa, Arthropoda, Arachnida, Ixodida, Argasidae. The transcript has a single exon. Gene Ontology annotation, molecular function: zinc ion binding. The record is from RefSeq and is a predicted model, not a curated record. Bases 140 to 1492 code for a protein of 450 amino acids.
GCGGCCGAAGACUGUCGGCGAAUUCGGCGAUUUGUUGCUGUUCGUGGGUUCCAGUGGUCUGUAGCGGUGGUUGUCGUUGUUCUGCUUUUCAUGUGGUCCAGAAUUGCUCGUUACAAGCACAACUGAACGCGUUGUGACAAUGGAAUCGUGCUCAAAUCAGAUUCCAAACACAACAGACGAUCAAGGAACGCAGAAAUCACAAAACGGAGCCGGCGACACUUCUCACGCAGCAUGUCACGCAGUGGUGAAAACCGAGCCGCCAGAACCGCAGGAGCCCGACGAAGAUUACGACGACAUUGGGGAAUAUUUCUUCGAAUCGGACCACUUAGCUCUGCGAGGAAACACCGACUACCGCAAUGUCCUCAAGACACUCGCUGUGCUUGAAGCUCAAAGGGUGCAGGUCAUCCUAGACAUCGAAAAAUUAAUGGAAAUAAGAGACGAGGCUCUACAGGACCCAGUCCGCUUUGUAGAAAGGCUUCAAAAGAAGGAAGAUAUUGGCAUCCCGAUACCUCAAACCGUCCCCCAGCUUCCGAGCAUAGACUGGGGCCAGUACAGUUUGAGUAACACGCCUCACGCUAUAGAAUCAAAGCGGCAGACGACGCGGCUUGCGGCAAAAUCUGAACCAAAAGUGUUGCCGUCAACGUCGUCUGCGCCGAUAUAUCAGAACAAUGUCAUGGUCAGAGGACGCGUCUUCAGCGAGCACAAGCCAGCCACCUUUAAUCAGCUAUGGUCAGCAGAGGAACAGAAGAGACUGGAAGAGCUCUUGAUUAAAUUCCCCCCAGAAGAAGUUGAAAGCAGAAGAUGGGAAAAAAUAGCUGCAGAGUUGGGAAACCGAACGCCGACCCAGGUUGCCAGCCGUGUGCAGAAAUAUUUCAUAAAAUUGGCAAAAGCAGGACUUCCAGUGCCCGGUCGUAUUCCGAAUGUUAGCUUGCCCCGUAAGACUGGAGGCACCACCCGUAGGAGUCAUCACAGAUCCAACUUGAUGUUUUCGCACUCCACCUUCUUUGCGUCCCACCGGCCUCCCGUGUACAUGACGGAAGCAGACGACGAAUCGAGCUCCUUUGUGAGCAACGGAUUUGACAGCGAGUUCAGUACAAAGUCUGAUGUUGCAUCUGAAGAUGAAGACACUGUGGAUGCUGCUGCGAGAGAGACCCCAGAGUAUCGGGAACUGAUGAUGUUGAAGCGUGUUCGUGAAGAGCGGCUGAAGAAGACUGGUCUUGUGCAACAUAUCGGAUUCAAGUGCGAUCGGUGCGAGACAGACCCAAUUGUUGGCACCAGGUGGCACUGCACAGAUUGCCCUCCAAAGCCCUCUGUUGACUUUUGUAAUGACUGCGUAGACUGUAUGCAUGAAACUGCGACACACAAAGAGGACCACCAUAUAGAGCCCAUCAGGGUUCCAGAAGAUAGUCUGUCGUUUGUGGAUAAAGACUACAUGCACUUUACAGGGUCGGAUUAUAACUACUUAGAUACAAAUUACUUUCCCGCAACAUAAUAAUUGGUAUUAAAUCAUUUUCAUUUUGUAAAAUGUG